Molecule: messenger RNA, 3892 nt
Organism: Alligator sinensis (Chinese alligator)
Lineage: Eukaryota; Metazoa; Chordata; Crocodylia; Alligatoridae
Gene: B4GALT3
Product: beta-1,4-galactosyltransferase 3
Exons: 8
Coding region: 899-2470 (523 amino acids)
Biological process (GO): galactosylceramide biosynthetic process; carbohydrate metabolic process
Molecular function (GO): glycosyltransferase activity
Source: RefSeq, a predicted model, not a curated record
GGGAGCCGUGCGGGUGCAGGGGGGGACGGACGUGCCUCGACCAGCCAGGCUGGUGCGACAGCCGUGUUGGCGAGCAAAGGAGACACGGCGUAGAGGAGCUGGCACCGGCGCGGGCGCGCUACCGGCCAGACGGCGAGCGUCAAAUUGGGAGGACCUAACCCGUGCAGGCCCCGACGAGUCCGUGCUCGGUCCGGCCCGGCUCGAGGUCGUCACGAAUAAUUUGGGAGAUGGGAUUAAUCGCACGGGUGGGUUGAUAUUAAGCCGGGGGUGGACGCUGGAGCCGCCACGACCUCGAUAUGUUUGCAAAGUGGAGAAAGUCAACAAGGACGAGCGCAGACCUGCCCUUGCGUCGGAGCGAUUAAACACGCCAAUGCGAAGCAGCGAGGGACUGGCCGGGCGGGCCGCGGGCAAGGACCGGAGCAACAGUAUGUCACGAGCCGAACGUGAGCCAACAACGUCCGAUACCGCAUAGAAAAGCGUCCGCGCCCCGGGGUCGUGAAUGGGAGCGUCGCGUGCGAGUCCGGGGCAGCGAUUCUGCUCGGCGCUGGUGUCCACGGACAAAUGGGGAAGCGUUCAGAGGAGAGCACGGGUCUAGACAACGUGACGUCUGAGGACAGGUUGCAAACGCUUGGCUCAGUCUAGACGAGAGAAGACUGGGUGGGGGGAUCGGAUAGAAGCAAGAUACAUUUAGCAUCCCCUGCCUGAAGGCACUGGGCAGGCCACGUGUCCACGUCACUGCAGCGAUGCAUCCAGCCCUACGCAAGGACCAAAGAGCUCCUUUCCACCAGUCAAGACCAAGCAUCAACAUGUCAGAGCACGGGAAGAGGCAAAUCUGAGUCCUUAGCAUCAGCUAGACCCUGUCGCCCCUCCCUGAGAAGUGGCGCUGUCUCCCGGCACCAUGAUCCGCCGACUGCUGGACCGGCCGUGCACCCUGGCCCUACUCAUAGGAUUCCAGUUUGCUUUCAUGGCCUACUUCUCGCUGGGCGGUUUCCGGAACUUGACCUCCAUCUUUGGGCGCGAGUCCAUCCCCGUCUUCGACUACUCCCGCACUCGUGACGUGUACACCAACCUGAGCCGCCUGCUGCCCCCACGUGGCACCCCACCAGGACCCCUGCCCUACUGCCCAGAGCGCUCACCCUACCUCAUUGGCCCCCUGACCGUGAGCUUCAGUCAGGUGCCAACCCUGGAGCAGAUCCAGGCAAAGAACCCGGCGGUGAGUGUAGGGGGGCGGUACCGGCCCCUGACCUGCGAGCCACGGUCCCGCACAGCCAUCAUUGUCCCACACCGCAACCGGGAGAUGCAUCUGGGCCACCUGCUGUACUACCUACACCCCUUCCUGCAGCGCCAGCAGCUGCACUACGGCAUCUACGUCAUCCACCAGGCUGGGAAUUCCACUUUCAACCGGGCCAAGCUGCUGAAUGUGGGGGUGAAGGAGGCCCUGAAGGACGAAGAGUGGGACUGCCUCUUCCUGCAUGACGUGGACCUUAUCCCUGAGAAUGACCACAACCUCUACACCUGCGACCUCUGGAGCCCCAAGCACGUCUCUGUCGCCAUGAACAAGUUUGGCUACAGCCUCCCAUACCCCCAGUACUUUGGUGGGGUGUCAGCCCUGACUCCGGACCAGUACAUGAAGAUCAACGGCUUCCCCAACGAGUACUGGGGCUGGGGCGGGGAGGACGACGACAUUGCCACUCGGGUGCGUCUGGCCGGCAUGAAGAUCUCGCGUCCACCCGUCUCCAUUGGCCACUACAAGAUGGUGAAACACAAGGGAGACAGGGGCAAUGAGGAAAAUCCCCACAGAUUCGACCUGCUGAUCCGGACACAGCACAUGUGGACACAGGAUGGCAUGAACUCGCUCAGCUAUGUGCUGCUGGCCAAGGAGCUGCGGCCCCUCUACACCAACAUCACUGUGGACAUCGGGGUCAACCCGCGGCCCCUCAAGGGUCGCAAGGGGCCUGGACCACAGCCUGGCUUUGACGGGCAGAAGCACAAGAGCAGCUCGAACCACGGGUUCAGGCAGGAGAUGUUGCGCACGCUGCCCCGGGCCACGGCAGGCUGGGGGGAGCGGCUGCCCCCUGUGCGCAAGGGGGUGGGGACAGGUGCCAGCCAGAGGGUACCCCUAGCUCCUGAGACACGGAGCCAGGAGCCUGGAGCUGCUGCAGGCCAACUUGGAGGCAAGGAGGGGGCUCUACAGAAUGGCAGCCAGGCACAGACCAGAGUGGGAGUUGCAGACAGCCCUAGGCCUCAGCAGGGAGGAGCCCCUGCCCUUGGCAAGGCUGCUCAGCCCAGCCUCAACCUGCCCCCACAUGGCCCAGAGGCCUCUGGGAAAGGGAAAGGGAAGCUGGACUUAGGGGACAGUCACCCAGAGACAGACAGGGGUAGAAUGCCCCUGGACCUGAUGCCAGCCAGGAUGCUCCAGGCUCCCCGGAGCCAGGGGGACAAUCAGACGAUGCUGCCCAAUGCACGCUAGGCAGUGGCUGCCCAUGUGUGCUGGCAGGUGGGAGCUGUUUUCAGGGACUUGCUCCCUCAGCUGGCUCCUCCGGGGAGUCUUGGUAGCCCCACCUGGGUGCUGUCCCUGGGCCUAAGUCAGCCCUCAAGGCUCGCUGCUUGGGGCUCUUCCCUGGGCCAGCAGCAGGGAGCCAGCAUUGCAGGUGCCGGCAGGCCACAGGACUGGACCAAGGCCUCCAGCUGUGACCCUGCUGUUCUGGCCCCCAGGCCUGGGCCUUCCUGCACCAGGGUUGCCCAGGCUUGUGUGCUGGCUGUGAUCCCUCUGAUGGGAACCUCCCCCUGCCAACUUGACUGUGCGAGGCUGGGCCCUGCCUGGGAAGCCCAAUCUCACAGCUGAGGGUUGUGCUGUCCCAAGGUGCCCCGAGGUAGUACCCUGUCUAGGUACACAAGUGGGGUGUGGGGGAGGUAGGUCAGUGGUGGGUGUCCCUGUGGGAAUCUGCUCUUCCAGCAUCCCAACGCAGGUCUGGGGAGAGCUGCAGCAGAGCAAGCUCUGCCCAGCAGCUGGGUCAUGAGCCAUGCUGUGCCCAAGCUGCUGCAGAGCAACAGUAGAGGAUAGGAUUGCCCCUGCCUUAGAGUUGACCUCCCUGCCCUGACUCCCACUUUCGCUUCAGCUCAGCACCUGCUUCCUUGCAGUGCUGUAGCUGGGGCUGGGCUGACCUAACAUUGGAGCCAGAACCCCAAGCCUUGUGCUGCUCCUCAUAGCCUGCUGUCUGCUCUGCCUGCCUCUCCUCCCAUGGUGCCUGCUGUGGCAAGUGCCAUAUGGCUCAGGGCUGUGUGGCAAGAGACCCUACCCCUGCUGGCUGGAGUCCUGCCUGCACCCCUACUGCAGGGCCAGCCACAGAACAGCCUGCUUCCAGGGGACGGGAGCACCCCUCAUCAGGGCAGGUGUCUGCCUUGCAUAGUUCUGCAGCACAGGGCAGUGCCAGUCCUGUCCUGGAGCCACAGGCCCAGUGCAUGCAUGGAGCUGGCCAGAGCUACCUGGGCACUUGCAGGGGUGGUGAGGUUCCUCUUGCCACAGGUCACCACCUCUAGGGGGCAGAAUUAAGUGUGUGCCUGUGCUGGACCCCCUGGGCCUGCAUGAGGUCAGCCAGUCCUUGACAUGGGAGCUGGGCUGGGGCAGUAGUAGCUUUCCUCCAGAAGCCCCAAAGCUGGUGCUUCCCAGUGAGCAGAGUCAGCGCCUCGCACUGCUCCCAGCCUGUGCCUGCCUCCGGGCCCCACACUUGUGGGUGCUGCUACAUUGGACCCAGUGUCCCCCCCCUCCCCAUAGCCGCUCGCAUCCAGUCCCUGGCCCCGCGUGCGACUAUUUAUUCUAUUUAUGAACAAUCGGCUGCAGCAGCACUGGGGGUUUGUUAGGGUUUUUCAAUAAAAACUUUGUCUUGCAGUA